Molecule: messenger RNA, 1554 nt
Organism: Centropristis striata (black sea bass)
Lineage: Eukaryota; Metazoa; Chordata; Actinopteri; Perciformes; Serranidae
Product: zinc finger protein 771-like
Exons: 2
Coding region: 106-1467 (453 amino acids)
Biological process (GO): regulation of transcription by RNA polymerase II
Molecular function (GO): DNA-binding transcription factor activity; RNA polymerase II cis-regulatory region sequence-specific DNA binding
Source: RefSeq, a predicted model, not a curated record
GAGAAGCUCACUGUGCUCUGUGGAGAAAGGCCUCAAAGUUAUACUUUUAUUGAAUGAGCUACAUAAAGAAAUGAGGGAAAAGGCGGAAUUCCCCUCACAGACAGAAUGAAAGCAGAGCAAGAAGAGGAACUUUCUCCUUUAAUGGAAAACGAGCGACGACACAAACUACUGUAUGCUGCUUUUAACCCUGAAGUCCGACUGAACAGAUUAGAUGUCCAGCAGCUGUUGGUAAAAGAAGAGGUCCCCCCUGAGUGGAGCCCCAGCCUGGACCAGAAGGACCCAGAGCUCCUCCAGAUUAAGGGGGAACAGGAAGAACUCCAGAUCAGUCCAGAGGGAGAGCAGCAUAAUGGUCUGGAGGAGGCCGACAUCACCAGGUUUCCAUUCACUGUGGUUCAUGUGAAGUGUGAAGAUGAAGAAGAGAAAUGUGAGAGCUCACUGCUUCAUCACAGCCAACCGGAGGACAACAGAGAGGCAGAGCGUCCAGCCAGCAGCUCAACUGUGCAGAUAAAACCAGAAACUGAUGGAGAGGACUGUGGAGGAUCAGAACCAGCCAGGAAGAGAGAGCCAGACAGUCAUUCACAACCAAACACUGAUGAUGAAAAGACUUCAGUCUCUCCUGAGACUGAAAUCCAUCACAGUGACUGGCAAGACCCUUUGUCAGAUUCUGAACCUGAACCUGAAGACAGUGAUGAUGAUUGGAUGGAGACCAGGUCACCUGAGUCUGCUGUGAAUGCUCUGAAAUAUGAGGAAGCUCCUGUAAGUGAUGUGACAUCUAAUACUGAGAGAAAGUCCUUUAGCCUCACUAGCAGCUUGGAUAGUAAAACAUGUUUUAGAGUAAAGCAAAAGUCAAACACCCAGACCAGAGUUCCCUCAGGAGAGAAACGAUUUGGUUGUGAUGAAUGUGGGAGAAGAUUUACAGAAAAGGGAAAUCUGAAGAGACAUAUGAGAACGCACACAGGAGAGAAACCAUUUGGUUGUGAUGAAUGUGGGAAAACAUUUACAAAUCAGGGAAAUAAGACGAAACACAUGAGAAUUCACACAGGAGAGAAACCAUUUUGUUGUGAUGAUUGUGGGAAAAGAUUUGCAGAACCGGGAAGUGUAAAGAAACACAAGAGAAUUCACACAGGAGAGAAACCUUUUUGUUGUGAUGUUUGUUGGAAAAGAUUUACAGAACAGGGGAGUCUAAAGAAUCACAUGAGAAUCCACACAGGAGAGAAACCAUUUGGUUGUGAUGAUUGUGGGAGAAGAUUCACAGAACGGGGACAGCUGAACAGACACAUGCGAAUUCACAGAGGAGAGAAAAGAUUUUGUUGUGAUGAUUGUGGAAAAAGAUUUACAGUAAAAGAAACUCUGACGAGACACAUGAGAGUUCACACAGGAGAGAAACCAUUUACUUGUGAUGAUUGUGGGAGAAGAUAUAAAUGGAGAGCAAAUUUAAAUAAACACCUGAAAGACCACAAAGAAUAGAAACAUUUCUAUUCAGUUUUAUGUGGAAGCAAAUGGUGUAAAUUAUUUGUAAGGGCCUGAGAAGCUUUCAUUCUUUUUUUUAUCGUU